AUGGGCGAAGUGAUGGGAUACGAACAAUUUAAAGAGGAAUUGCGGGCGUAUAUUGUGAACCUGGCCGAGUAUUUAAGCCAAGGAAUAAGUGAGAUGCCCGAUGACAUGAAAACUAUUUUUGUUCUUUUAGGAAAACCAGGAACGGGAAAGAGAGGACGGAAAGACACCGAGAUUUUGGAAGGAACUACCCCCGCCGUUAAGGGGGCGUUUCCCGGACGAUUAGCCCAAGGAUUUGCCACCGCAAAACAGAGAAUAUUAAUUGUUCUAUUAGACGAGUUUGAAAAGAUUGCGGGCGAAGGAUUAGCGAUGAUGAUGGGAAAUGUUUUAGAUAUUAAGAAAA
This is a messenger RNA of Racocetra persica, 340 nucleotides long. NCBI's taxonomy places the organism in Eukaryota, Fungi, Glomeromycota, Glomeromycetes, Diversisporales, Gigasporaceae. The record is from the annotation of a GenBank genome assembly.